AGAAGAAAAUCAUUAGACUCUGUUUUUUUAAAAAAAAAAAAUUUAUUUGUUCAGUUGAGUGAGUGCGGGAUUUCCAAGGGACGAGGACGAGGACGACGAAGAAGAACACGAUCCUUCUGAAACCGAAAACCCUUCUUUUGGAUUAUUCCGCCACCGUCUUCCACUUCAUCAUACGGAUUUUGCUUUGCAAUGUAAUGCGCUGUAACAAUAGUUUACAGGGCAAUGGCCAAGUGUCAUUCCAACACCAUCGGAUCAGUCGCUGUCCAUGGAAUCUCCGGCGCCAAUGCACCUACUAGACACUUCCGAUUCUGUACUUCCUUUUCUGGAGCUGCAUUUCGCCGUAGAAUCUACGACGCUGUUAGUUGCGGUGGGAGUUCUCGGUAUCGCCACCGGUACAAGGAUGAAAUAAUGGAUGAAGACCCCACCAUGGGGAACGGAUCGGUUUCUAGGGAUUUGAAGGAGCAGGAGGAGGAGAAACCGAGGAAACAGAAAUUGGGCAAUGGAAAAUCCGAGAAGCUCGUGGAUCUUUUGAAUUUGGCUGACUCAGUGGAGCUGGAGAAUGAGGCGGAAACGAGGAGAAAGGAGGAGGAAUUGAAGGAGUUGAAACACACGGUGAAGGAUUUACAGGCGGAGGAUUUGGGGAAGCGAAAAUCGGCAGCAAGCAGUGUGAGGCUUAUGGCGAAGGAGGAUUUGGUAAUACGAGGGACGCUUGCUCUUCUCGGUGCCAUUCCUCCUCUCGUUGCGAUGCUUGAUUUGGAAGAUGAACAAUCCCAGAUCGCUGCUCUCUACGCACUGCUAAACCUUGGAAUCGGCAACAAUGCGAACAAGGCAGCAAUUGUGAAAGUGGGGGUCAUCCACAAAAUGUUAAAGCUGAUUAAAUUAGAGACUACAUCAAACUCAUCAGUUACAGAAGCAAUUAUUGCAAACUUCCUCGGUUUGAGCGCACUAGACUCAAAUAAGGCUGUAAUUGGAUCGUCCGGUGCGAUUCCCUUCUUAGUCAAAUCCCUUCAAAGCACCCACUGUAAAAUCAGCGAUCAAGCUCGGCAGGAUGCUUUAAGGGCGCUCUUCAAUCUUUCAAUUGCAUCAUCAAACAUCCCAAUUAUAUUAGAAACGGAUUUAAUCCCAUUUCUUCUUAACAUGUUGGGCGACAUGGAAGUAAGUGAAAGAAUCCUUUCAAUUUUAAGCAAUGUGGUAUCUACCCCAGAAGGGAGAAGAGCAAUAAGCAUUGUUCCAGAUGCAUUCCCAAUAUUAGUAGAUGUUUUAAACUGGACAGAUUCACCUGGGUGUCAAGAAAAAGGAUCUUAUGUUUUAAUGGUGAUGGCACACAAGCUGUAUGGCGAAAGACAAACAAUGGUUGAAGCAGGCCUUGUAUCUGCUUCUCUUGAAUUAACACUUUUGGGUAGUGCAUUGGCUCAGAAAAGGGCAUCCAGAAUUUUGGAGUGUUUGAGAUAUGAUAAAGGGAAGCAAGUUUCUGAAAGUUUUGGUGGCAAUCUUGGUGGUGCUGCUGUGUCUGCUCCCAUUAUUGGAACUUCUUCAAACUGUAAUAUAGAUUCCAAAAUCUGUGUGGAAGAAUCUGAAGAAGCCAUGAGCAUGGAGAAAAAAGCAGUGAAGCAACUAGUACAACAGAGUCUGCAGUACAACAUGAGGAAGAUUGUGAAGAGGGCCAAUUUGCCUCAAGAUUUUGUUCCAUCAGAGCAUUUUAAGUCACUUACAACAAGUUCAACUUCAAAAAGCCUACCAUUUUAACAUAAUAUCAGACUUCCUUGAGUGAUCUAAAUCAAGUGUUCAUCGUUGAGAAGAAAUUAGUCUAUUCUUUUAAGCAAUUAAAUAGCAGUCGGUUUUCAUUAGAGAAGUCUUUUAGUCUUUUUAACUUUUUUUUGGUUGUGUAGAAGUAAAAUAGGAAGGGCCUACCUCUACGUCCAAAUUCAACCCUCGUGGAACAACCAGAUCCUAAGCAAUUAUUCUGAUACCUUCCCUGGCGGUGGAACUGUCUAAAGAUUGAAAAUUCCUGUGGCUGUUUUCGCUCAGCAUAACAAAGCUCAUGGCUGAUGCCACUGCUCUUGUACAGAUCAGUGGGUCACCUUCGACCCACCAUUACAAUUCAGCCUACCUUGGUGGCCCCUUUAAAAUCUCUAACUCUACACAGAUCUAGAGCAGGGAAUUUGCUGAGCUGUUUAUAGCAGAGGUACAAUAAUUUUCAAGGCAUGUCUUGAGCACGAGGUAUUGCUUGUAAAUAUAGAAUUGAGUGAAUUCAUUAUGUGACUAUAUUAAGUAAUCUAUUAUUCAAGGGAUAGUUGCAAAU
This is a messenger RNA of Cucumis melo (muskmelon), 2302 nucleotides long. RefSeq names its product U-box domain-containing protein 12-like. Gene Ontology annotation, molecular function: protein binding. Lineage: Eukaryota; Viridiplantae; Streptophyta; Magnoliopsida; Cucurbitales; Cucurbitaceae. The coding region runs from base 223 to 1746 and encodes 507 amino acids. The transcript has 3 exons. The record is from RefSeq and is a predicted model, not a curated record.